Messenger RNA from Prorocentrum cordatum, 1314 nucleotides. NCBI's taxonomy places the organism in Eukaryota, Dinophyceae, Prorocentrales, Prorocentraceae. The record is from the annotation of a GenBank genome assembly.
AGCCAUUUUGGCUCAAGCCAUUUUGGCUCAAGCUGCGCAGCCGUGCAGUCCAUGGCGGCCCGGGUUGAGGUCAAGCGCUUGCUGCAGCAGGCGACGGACCUUACAAUGGCCGAGCUAGAUGCGUUCAUGGACGCAGGAAUGGAUGAGCCCGUGAAGAAGAUCUUAAUGGGUUACCAGGGGGACUUCGUGAGGAGAUCACGCGUCAGGCGCCCCAGCCUGUCCGCGAGCACCGAGGAUCCCGGAUCCGACGGCAUCUUGAGCAAUGCGUUCUCGGAUCUGUCGUUCAUCGACCAGAGCUUUCCUCUGAAGGAGACUGCAGGCACUGAGAAUGUGGCUUCCACGCAGACGGUCAACAAGGCCAUCGAUACGCAUUUCCUCGACUUGGAUGCUGCCGUCUCCCAGGCGUUCGACUCUCGAGAAGGUGACGAGCAGGCCAAGCUCGACAUGGACAUGGCGGAAAAACUGGCCCGCUGGCAAGGCCGGCGCCAGCAGAAGAUCCAGAAGCGCACCCAGUGGAAGCACAACUUCAACAGCCUGAAUGGGGAGCACAAGUUGGGCUUCUGCAGUAGCGAUUGCGUUCGUUGCAAGGAGGCCACCGAGAAAUGAGAAGUUCCUGAACUCCAAGCGCGAUUUGUGAUUUGCUUCCAUGGGCACCGCGCUCCAGCCGUGGCGCGGGCCUAGUGGCUUGGUGGUUGCAGCAUAGCUGUCUGUCCGAAGAGGCAGCCGUCGACGCCGAAGGGGGGGGGAGAAGGAGGAGAGCGAAGUUCAUAAAGGUGACAAAUUCGUGGCCCGCUGGAGAUCUGACAGCCGCCGUGUCUGGCUGGCUUAACGUUUGAAGUGGGAAGCGGUUUGCCGCCCUGACGAGAAACCACACCACAGUCUGCCUUGCUUCUCGCACACGCGAGAAAGGUUCAACGCUUCAUGCGACAAUUUCGUGCAUGCAUCUUUUUCUACGAAUCGCAUGGCAACUGUAUCACAUCAUGCAUAGCGUUUGAUCAGGGCAUAUCGAAAUUGUCUGCGUGAAGUUGGAUGCAGCUGUUGCCGGGUGCAGCUGUUGGAGAGUAUCCCCUGCGAUGGGAGUUCCACGCGGCGUGCAGGUAACACCUGUGGAUCCAAGGGCGAGUAGGUCCAGUAGGCUGGUUGCGGUAUCUGCCCCGGCGGCGGAAGUGGCGGCCGCCGAUCAAGCUCAAGUAGGCGACAUGUUUGAACAUGAUUGUCGCUCACUCCUGCCGCCGGAGGCGCGCAGAAUUUUCACCCCCAGAGUCCAAGACGGUCCAGAUGUCUUGAGGCUGCUCAACGAUGUACGGAGGGAGG